Spirometra erinaceieuropaei is the source of this 1125-nucleotide messenger RNA. The record is from the annotation of a GenBank genome assembly. NCBI's taxonomy places the organism in Eukaryota, Metazoa, Platyhelminthes, Cestoda, Diphyllobothriidea, Diphyllobothriidae.
AUGACAAAAAACUCCCCUGCAAAUGCUGUGGAGGGUCGGCUGAAGGAGCAACAACCAACGGAACGAUACACUUUGGAAGAACUGGAGUUCCUUUUUACUGCUGUCCGAUGCUACCCUUACAUAGUCGAAUCACCUCUCACUAAUGCUGAGACCAAACGCCGAAAGACUGUCAUAUGGAAUUGGAUUGCAGGGGUGGUUCACGACAAAUUCAAACCAACUACAGGCAAGAGCCCAAUUCGACUGAGGAACUGGUGGAAGAGAACUAAGAACAGGGCUAGGAAACGACUGGAGCACACCGAACUGGAUAUUAGCGAGACCCAGAGCGGUUUACCAAACAGAAAUCGCGGUUACCUCGAGCACAUAUCCAAGGAUAUUUGUGAAUUUAGCAACCAAGUCAACAAAUUAUACUCACCUGAGCUUGAAGACUUGGAUUUCAAAAAAUUUCUGACAAUGCACAAUGCCCAAGAUCGAGGUACACGAGUCGACCUCGAGAAUGACAAUCCAGAAGUGGUUGAAACUAUAGGGACCGGUGCCGAAUACGAAAGUGCGGCUGACACGGAAGGAUUUCAAGUUAUAGAUAAUAGUAAAAGGCACUUGGAAAUGGGGCAAGGAGUUGGAGCGGGGUCAAGCUUCCUUUGUGGACAUGAGAUCAACAAUACCCACUUCGGACUGGUGGAUUUUACUCGUCAGGCUGAAUUCCAACAAAUGGCAGUCACCGCGUUCUGGAAACUGAUGUCAACUCUAAAUCCUACAACAGCGAUCAGUGGUACUGAAGGUGUCGGCCUAAACUCAAGGGAUCUCCUUACCAGUACGUUGAGGGAGCAGGGGCGAGAAUCCCUAUUCAAACCUCAAAUCCUGGGCCCCGUUCUAAAAGAACAAAUGCAAACCCCAUUGACCAGUCUCAGUAUAGGGUCCAGCGAAACCCGAGGUCCCGCAGAAAUCGCAGCAGCUAAUUGCUCGACUAUAUCCUCAGAUCAUGUGCCUGCCAAAAAUGCACUACAGGGUCCCGCGCAGGGAGAAACACGGAUGGACGAGAACGUUGACAGGCUAAAAGAGCAGGUCUACCUGUUAAAGCGUCGGAAACUUGAGUUAGAAAUCAAGCUUUUGGAGAAGCAAUUAAGCUGA